Molecule: messenger RNA, 769 nt
Organism: Tachysurus fulvidraco (yellow catfish)
Lineage: Eukaryota; Metazoa; Chordata; Actinopteri; Siluriformes; Bagridae
Gene: apoc4
Product: apolipoprotein C-IV
Exons: 4
Coding region: 229-522 (97 amino acids)
Source: RefSeq, a predicted model, not a curated record
GUCACGGUCAACAAGAAUUUUUAAACAAUGAGUAAUCCAUUUCUCUGAAAGUUAAAUCAGAACAGCAUGAUUACACCACCCGAUGGCAUCUAACUGAAGGACACCUGAAAAAGUCAAAAAUUAUUUCACCAUAAACACAUUGAUAUAUACUCUAGCAGAACUGGUUUGUGAGCAGUCGGUCCAGAUUAGUUGGUGCUCCAGAAGACUCUACUAUCUUAAACUGUUACGAUGUCCAGGUUUGGGCUGCUUGCUGUGGUCAUGGUACUACAAGUGUGCCUGACUAUGGCGGACGUUCCAGCCGAAAGUGAAUCCCAAGGGAUUUUAGAGAGGGCCAAAGAGAGAUACAAGGAAAUGAAGGAUAUGGUUGUGGAUGCUGGCAGUACAGCUUUCGAAUUUAUUCAUAUGUACUACGAGGACCAGGUGAAGCCGGUGACUGACAAAUACACCGAGUGGGCUCAGGAGAAAGCAAGUGUUUUUUGGGCUGCGAUCAAAGAUAGAGUGUCCAGCGAUGAGUCUGUUUAAAAUUACAAAAUAUCUACAAGAAUCCGUAAAUCCUGUGGAUGUGGAUGUGUAUUUAACGGAUCGUUCGAUGCUGUGCAAAGUAACCUCAAACAAACUGCAAGUGCAUGGCUAAGUAAAUAAGUCAUGUGAUUAUCCUGAAAUGUCAUUUUUAUCCAAAUGAAAUAUGCAUCUGUUUUACCGAUAUGAUCAUGUGUAACGUCUUCAUCUUUUCUGCGCAUCGAUGACAAAUAAAAACGUGAUGAAUCAA